Ochotona princeps (American pika) is the source of this 1053-nucleotide messenger RNA. Its product is annotated as fructose-1,6-bisphosphatase class 1-like. Gene Ontology annotation, molecular function: fructose 1,6-bisphosphate 1-phosphatase activity. Gene Ontology annotation, biological process: fructose metabolic process; gluconeogenesis; fructose 1,6-bisphosphate metabolic process. Lineage: Eukaryota; Metazoa; Chordata; Mammalia; Lagomorpha; Ochotonidae. Gene Ontology annotation, cellular component: cytoplasm; cytosol. The coding region runs from base 1 to 1053 and encodes 350 amino acids. The transcript has 8 exons. The record is from RefSeq and is a predicted model, not a curated record.
AUGUCGAUGGAACAUAUGGCGCAACCGAUCCCCGAGUUGGGGGAGUUUAUAAUCGCCAAUAAGGACAAACUUCGCAAUACCGGCCAGGAGGCAGAAAUGAACAGACUGUUGACGGCGAUCAAAUUAGCAGCUAAAGUGGUCAACAGAGAAAUUAACAAAGCAGGAUUGGCAGACAUCCUCGGGGCGGCGGGCAACCAGAACGUGCAGGGUGAAGAACAGCAGAAACUUGAUGUUUUUGCUAACCAUAAAUUCAUCCAGGCUCUGGUUAAUAGAGAGGUGGUCUGCGGCAUCUGCACGGAAGAAGACGACGAUUUCAUCGAAGUUAAUAAAGACACGCAUUUUGUGAUGCUAAUGGACCCUCUCGAUGGCUCUUCUAACAUCGAUGUAAAUGUUUCGGUCGGGACGAUAUUUUCAAUUUAUCAGCGACUGUCGCCCGUGGGGUCCCCUGUUGAACGCCGUGACUUUCUGCAGCCCGGGCGCAAUCAAAUUGCUGCUGGAUAUGUGCUCUACGGCUCUUCUACGAUGCUGGUCAUAACGACGGGCGAUGGCGUGCACGGCUUCACGUUGGAUCCGUCACUAGGCACGUUCUUCCUUUCACACAGAAAUAUGCGUUACCCGGCGAAAGCUCGGAUCUACAGCGUGAACGAAGGGAACUAUAGAGCUUUCCCCGAGGGUAUUAAACAGUUUCUGGCAGAAUGUCACGAUGACGAGGCGGGUCCAUUUUCACUUCGAUACAUCGGCAGCCUCGUAUCAGACUUUCACCGAAAUUUGUUGCAGGGGGGUAUAUAUAUGUAUCCUCCAACAAAGAAAGACAAGAAGGGCAAGUUACGACUGUUAUACGAAGCAAACCCAAUGGCGUAUCUGGCAGAACAGGCGGGAGGGAGAGCAACAGAUGGCUUUGAUAGAAUUUUAGACAUUCAACCAAGUGAACUGCAUCAGAGAGUUCCUCUGAUGAUUGGCUCAGCAAAGCUCGUUGACAGGGUGGACCAACUAAUGCGUCAGCACAGCCCUGAUUGUCGCUUGCAUGCUAAUCAGUUAGCUCCAGCCAACUGA